Molecule: messenger RNA, 339 nt
Organism: Periconia digitata
Lineage: Eukaryota; Fungi; Ascomycota; Dothideomycetes; Pleosporales; Periconiaceae
Source: the annotation of a GenBank genome assembly
AUGGCUGCAACCCUCCUACACACUCGCCUGUAUAUCGCAUCCCAGUACAUCGCCGUCCCGACUGAGCCGCUCACAUUGUACAAUCUUGAUAAUCUGAAUUCAGUGGGAUAUCGAGGUGGUGAAGAUGUCUACCUCACUUCCGAUAUCGACAUUUCCACAAACCUCGAUUGGCUGAAAGGGUGCACAGUCGAGAAAGAUGGCGGAACUGGCAAGCAGAAGACUGGCGUGAUCAUCCUUGUGGAUAAAGGUGAAGGUGUCGUAGACGUUUUUUAUUUCUAUUUCUGGGCUUUCAACUACGGAGGUACUAUACUUGAAAGACAGCUGGGUGAGUUGCUAUGA